This is a messenger RNA of Gekko japonicus, 5203 nucleotides long. RefSeq names its product myosin-6. The record is from RefSeq and is a predicted model, not a curated record. Lineage: Eukaryota; Metazoa; Chordata; Lepidosauria; Squamata; Gekkonidae. The transcript is spliced from 35 exons. The annotation marks the transcript as partial. Gene Ontology annotation, molecular function: ATP binding; cytoskeletal motor activity; protein binding. Gene Ontology annotation, cellular component: myosin complex.
ACCGAGAAAACCAGUCUGUCCUCAUCACCGGAGAAUCCGGUGCGGGAAAGACGGUGAACACCAAACGGGUGAUCCAGUAUUUUGCCAGCAUCGCAGCUAUCGGCGACCGCAAGAAGGACGCAGCCAGCAGCGCGAAGGGGACACUGGAAGAUCAAAUCAUCCAGGCCAACCCCGCCUUGGAGGCCUUUGGCAAUGCCAAGACAGUGCGGAAUGACAACUCGUCUCGAUUUGGUAAAUUUAUCCGAAUCCAUUUUGGGGCGACGGGAAAGUUGGCGUCCGCCGACGUAGAAACCUACCUCCUGGAGAAGUCCCGUGUUAUUUUCCAGCUCAAAUCUGAGAGGAACUACCACAUCUUCUACCAGAUCUUGUCCAACAAGAAACCAGAGCUACUGGACUUGCUCUUGGUUACCAACAACCCCUACGACUACAACUACGUCUCCCAAGGAGAGGUGACCGUGGCCUCCAUCGAUGACUCGGAGGAGCUGCUGGCAACAGAUAGCGCCUUUGAUGUCCUGGGCUUCACUCCAGAGGAGAAGGUCGGCGUGUACAAGCUGACGGGAGCCAUCAUGCACUACGGCAACAUGAAGUUCAAGCAGAAGCAGCGGGAGGAACAGGCAGAGCCAGAUGGGACCGAGGAUGCAGAUAAAUCCGCCUAUCUGAUGGGGCUGAACUCAGCUGACCUCUUGAAGGGGCUCUGCCAUCCGCGGGUGAAGGUCGGGAACGAAUACGUCACCAAGGGGCAAAAUGUCCAGCAGUAUAACAGCUUCGAGCAGCUCUGCAUCAACUUCACCAACGAGAAGCUGCAGCAGUUCUUCAACCACCACAUGUUCGUGCUGGAGCAGGAGGAGUACAAGAAGGAGGGCAUCGAGUGGGAGUUCAUCGACUUCGGCAUGGACCUCCAGGCCUGCAUCGACCUCAUCGAGAAGCCCCUGGGCAUCAUGUCCAUUCUGGAGGAGGAGUGCAUGUUCCCCAAAGCCACCGACAUGACCUUCAAGGCCAAGCUGUAUGACAACCACCUGGGCAAGUCGGCCAACUUCGGGAAGCCCCGCAACACCAAGGGCAAGCCGGAGGCCCACUUCUCCCUCGGCCACUACGCCGGCACCGUUGACUACAACAUCACCGGCUGGCUGAACAAGAACAAGGACCCGCUCAACGAGACGGUGGUGGGGCUCUACCAGAAGUCGGCCCUCAAGCUCCUGGCCACCCUCUUCUCCAGCUACACUGGCACCGAUGCUGAUAGCGGCAAGGGAAAAGGCUCCAAGAAGAAAGGGUCGUCUUUCCAGACCGUCUCUGCGGUUCACCGGGAGAACCUGAACAAGCUGAUGGCCAAUCUGAAAACGACACAUCCCCAUUUUGUGCGGUGUCUAAUCCCCAAUGAAAAGAAGGCACCCGGCGAGAUGGAUAACCCUUUGGUCAUGCACCAGCUGCGCUGUAACGGGGUCCUCGAGGGGAUCCGGAUUUGCCGCAAGGGUUUCCCCAACCGAAUCCUCUAUGGGGACUUCAGGCAACGGUAUCGCAUCCUGAAUCCGGCCGCUAUCCCGGACGGUCAGUUCAUUGACAGCAGGAAGGGAGCGGAGAAGCUGUUGGGCUCUCUGGACAUCGACCACAACCAGUACAAAUUUGGGCACACCAAGGUUUUCUUUAAGGCUGGGCUGUUAGGCCAACUGGAGGAGAUGCGGGACGAACGCCUUUCCCGCAUCAUCACCCGCCUCCAGGCCCGGGCCCGGGGCCAGCUCAUGCGCAUCGAGUUCAAGAAGAUCAUGGAGCGCCGGGAUGCCCUGCUGGUGAUUCAGUGGAACAUUCGAGCCUUCAUGGGGGUGAAGAAUUGGCCGUGGAUGAAGCUGUUUUUCAAGAUCAAGCCGCUGCUGAAGAGCGCAGAGACCGAGAAGGAAAUGCAGACAAUGAAGGAGGAAUUUGCAAGGCUUAAAGAAGCGCUGGAAAAGUCAGAGACCCGGAGGAAGGAACUGGAGGAGAAGAUGGUCUCUCUGCUGCAGGAGAAGAACGACCUCCAAUUGCAAGUGCAGGCGGAGCAAGACAACCUCAACGACGCAGAGGAACGCUGCGACCAGCUGAUCAAGAACAAGAUCCAGCUGGAGGCAAAAGUGAAAGAGAUGACCGAGCGGCUGGAGGACGAGGAGGAGAUGAACGCCGAGCUCACGGCCAAGAAGCGGAAGCUGGAGGACGAGUGCUCGGAGCUCAAGAAGGACAUCGACGACUUGGAGUUGACUCUGGCCAAGGUGGAGAAGGAGAAGCACGCGACAGAGAACAAGGUGAAAAACCUCACAGAGGAGAUGGCAGGCUUGGAUGAGAUCAUCGCCAAGCUGACCAAGGAGAAGAAGUCCCUGCAGGAAGCCCACCAGCAGGCCCUGGACGACCUCCAAGUGGAAGAGGACAAAGUCAGCACACUCUCUAAAGCCAAGCUGAAGCUGGAACAGCAGGCGGACGACCUGGAGGGCUCCCUGGAGCAGGAAAGGAAGAUCCGGAUGGACCUGGAACGGGUCAAGAGGAAGCUCGAAGGAGACUUCAAGCUGGCUCAGGAGAACAUCAUGGACCUCGAGAACGACAAGCAGCAGCUGGAAGACAAGCUGAAAAAGAAGGAGUUUGACAUCAACCAACAGAAUAGCAAAAUCGAAGACGAGCAGGCCCUGGGGUUGCAGCUGCAGAAGAAACUGAAGGAGCUGCAGGCCAGGAUCGAGGAGCUGGAAGAAGAGCUGGAGUCGGAGCGCACGGCCCGGGCCAAGGUGGAGAAGCAGCGGUCCGACCUCUCCCGGGAGCUGGAGGAGAUCAGCGAGCGGCUAGAGGAGGCGGGUGGGGCCACGACGGUGCAAAUCGAGAUGAACAAGAAGCGGGAGGCCGAGUUCCAGAAGAUGCGGCGCGACCUGGAGGAAGCCACGCUCCACCACGAAGCCACGGCGGCGGCCCUGCGCAAGAAGCACGCCGACUCGGUGGCAGAGCUGGGCGAGCAGAUCGACAACCUGCAGCGGGUGAAGCAGAAGCUGGAGAAGGAGAAGAGCGAGCUCAAGCUGGAGCUGGACGACCUCGGCUCCAACGCGGAACAGCUGCUGAAAGCCAAGGUGAAUUUGGAGAAGAUGUGUCGCACCAUGGAGGACCAAUCUGCGGAUUACCGAGCCAAGUUUGAGGAGACCCAGCGGACCCUCAACGACACCAACACCCAGCGGGCCAAGCUCCAGACAGAAAAUGGAGAACUGAGCCGUCAGCUGGAAGAAAAAGAGGCUCUCAUUUCUCAGCUCACUCGAGGAAAACAGUCGUACACCCAGCAGAUGGAGGAUUUAAAGAGGCAGCUGGAAGAGGAGGCCAAGGCCAAGAAUGCUCUGGCGCACGCUCUCCAGUCGGCCCGCCACGACUGCGACCUGUUGCGGGAGCAGUACGAGGAGGAGAUGGAGGCCAAGGCAGAGCUUCAACGAUCGCUCUCCAAGGCCAACUCCGAGGUGGCUCAGUGGAGGACCAAGUACGAGACGGACGCCAUCCAGAGGACGGAGGAACUGGAGGAGGCCAAGAAGAAGCUGGCGCAGCGGCUGCAGGACGCCGAGGAGGCCGUGGAGGCUGUGAACGCCAAGUGCUCCUCCCUGGAGAAGACCAAACACCGCCUGCAGAACGAGAUCGAAGACCUCAUGGUGGACGUGGAGCGCUCGAAUGCGGCCGCGGCCGCCCUGGACAAGAAGCAGAGGAACUUUGAUAAGGUCCUCGCGGAAUGGAAGCAGAAGUUCGAAGAGUCCCAACUGGAGCUGGAGGCCUCGCAGAAGGAGGCCCGAGCUCUCAGCACCGAACUCUUCAAGCUGAAGAACGCCUACGAGGAGUCGCUGGAACAUCUGGAGACCUUAAGAAGGGAGAACAAGAACCUGCAAGAGGAGAUCUCUGACCUCACCGAACAGUUGAGCGAAGGCGGGAAAAGCAUGCAUGAGCUGGAGAAGGUGCGGAAGCAGCUGGAUGCUGAGAAGAUGGAGCUGCAGGCCGCCCUGGAAGAGGCAGAGGCCUCUCUGGAGCACGAGGAAGGCAAGAUCCUCCGGGCCCAGCUGGAGUUCAACCAGAUCAAGGCCGACAUCGAGCGCAAGCUGGCCGAGAAGGACGAGGAGAUGGAGCAGGCCAAGCGGAACCACUUGCGGGUCGUGGAGUCCCUUCAGGCUUCCCUGGACGCCGAGACCCGCAGCCGCAACGAGGCGCUGAGGGUCAAAAAGAAGAUGGAGGGCGACCUCAACGAGAUGGAGAUCCAGCUCAGCCAAGCGAAUCGGGUGGCGGCCGAGGUCCAGAAACACCUCAAGAUCGCCCAGGCUCAGCUCAAAGAUAACCAGAUCCAGCUGGACGAUGCCCUGAGAGCCAACGAGGACCUGAAGGAGAACAUCGCCAUCGUGGAGAGGCGGAACUCCCUGCUGCAGGCUGAGCUCGAAGAGCUCCGCAGUGUGGUGGAGCAGACGGAGCGUGCCCGGAAGCUGGCUGAGCAGGAACUGAUCGAGGCCAGCGAGAGGGUCCAGCUCCUCCAUUCCCAGGUGAAAAGGGCCCUUCCCUCACCACUUCUAAGUAGGUUCUUAGUUAAGACAGAUUCCUGGAGGAGAAGUCGGAAUGACGAGGAGAAGGCCAAGAAAGCCAUCACGGAUGCGGCCAUGAUGGCGGAGGAGCUGAAGAAGGAGCAGGACACCAGCGCCCACCUGGAGCGGAUGAAGAAGAACAUGGAGCAGACCAUCAAGGACCUGCAGAUGCGGCUGGACGAGGCCGAGCAGCUGGCCCUCAAGGGCGGCAAGAAGCAGCUCCAGAAGCUGGAGGCCCGGGUGCGGGAGCUCGAGAACGAGCUGGAGCUGGAGCAGAAGCGCAACGCCGAGAGCAUCAAGGGGAUGCGCAAGUGCGAGCGGCGCAUCAAGGAGCUCACCUACCAGACCGAGGAAGACAAGAAGAACUUGCUGAGACUCCAAGAUCUGGUGGACAAGCUGCAGCUGAAAGUCAAAGCUUACAAGAGGCAGGCAGAAGAAGCGGAAGAGCAGGCCAACACCAACCUGGCCAAGUUCCGGAAGGUUCAGCACGACCUGGAUGAGGCCAACGAGCGAGCCGACAUCGCCGAGUCUCAGAUCAACAAGCUGAAGGCCAAGAGCCGCGAUGUGGGAGGGAAGAAACUUCACGAGGAAGAGUGAGAUUUCGAACCGGCGGCAGAGCCGAACCUCAGUCUUCCUGGCACUCCCCUACUUCUCUGAGU